Hemiscyllium ocellatum (epaulette shark) is the source of this 6271-nucleotide messenger RNA. Its product is annotated as stereocilin-like. The transcript is spliced from 28 exons. Gene Ontology annotation, biological process: cell-matrix adhesion. The coding region runs from base 1 to 6174 and encodes 2057 amino acids. Gene Ontology annotation, cellular component: kinocilium; cell surface; stereocilium tip. The record is from RefSeq and is a predicted model, not a curated record. NCBI's taxonomy places the organism in Eukaryota, Metazoa, Chordata, Chondrichthyes, Orectolobiformes, Hemiscylliidae.
AUGGCAGCUAUAUUGUCCCUUGUAGUCGCCUUUAUGUUGCUGGUGAGCCCACCCAGUACAGGUAACAAGAUGAACUUGUACGUGGAAGUGUUGAAGGAUCUCUCACGUUUAUUAAGAGGAGGAAAUACGGAAGGGAGAAUGGAAUCGAUCGCUGUCCAUGGGAGAGCUGGUAUCAAAAGUUCCCAAAGGAUCCAUGCUGUCAUCUCCAAACUGACUGGAAGUUUCAGAACCUUGAGCACUUUACGUCAAAGUAAUCUGCCUGCUUUCCUUACCAAACGUACGCUAGAUAGAAAGAGACUCUCUGCAUUUCUGUAUAACAUCUCGUUAUACUUGCAAAACAACGAUCUCCAAGAUCCAGCAGAUGAAAGCGUCAUGUUGAAUGGUCUUGACCCUGGCGAGCUGGAGGUUGACCCUCCACCCAGGGCCUUGCUGGAACUGAAAGACCUCUUCGUGUCAUUGAGGGCCAGCAGGGACCUGGACAGUCUCAUCGAGUUCCUGCAAAUUAUCUUGGAUUUUAUCACAGAGCAUCACCUUUUCAGUUGGCUUUUCCAAAGGCAGAACUGGGAGAGCCUCAUUGGUCUGAUUGAGACAGUUUUCCAAACAUUAUUAAAUGGAACUUAUGAACAAGCCAGUGCUGGCAUUCAGGAGCUAAUGUGUUCACUAAUGGGACAGGGUGACUGUGCGGUUGAAAUGGAGUGGCUCAAAAGUCUAGGCAAUUUACUUGACCUGACCAACUGGAAGCCAGUAGUCAACCUCCAGUCUCAUGGUCCACCACAGAGGAUUGAAAGAUUCCAACCAUGGAACAGGUUUCCAGAGACCGGGAGCAGUAAGACUCCUGGCCCACAAAGCUUAAACUCAGCACAGAGUGUCAACAGCAUGCACAGUCUCCUUCAGAUUCUUUCCAAGCCCAGUGGCAGGAGGAGUGGGUCAGAGGGGCUACUUUCAGCCAAUCAAUCACAAUCGAUGUGGAGUGAGGACGUCCUGUGGGAUGGCCUGGAAGAACUCAAAAAGAACAUUUUACAAAAUGUUGGGACAUCCGUUUACAAGAACUUUAAAAGGCAAGUGUCACGGAUGACAGGUUCUCUGGCACAGGAAGUCACGUCUGUUAUUGGAAUGCCUCGAGCAGACCAUGAUGGAAAAUGUUCUGUCGGAGAUCUAAGACAGCUUCUUUUAUGGGGGAUCAGAAAUAACAUCUCCUGGAAUAUUCCCAUACUGGGAUUCAGCUCUCAAGGAUUUUUGACCGAGACACCUUUUCUAGCCUGUAGCCGCCUGAGUGACAAAGUCCGAGACAUGCGAAGAAAUUCCCAUACGGUGUCCAAACGAUCUGGGGAAACUGUUAAAGGUGACCAUGACUUUCCUUACACCGGAACUUUGGAGGCUGCCUGUAACGACUCCAUGCCCAGACUCCCAGGGAUCUCCAACUUCACCAUCUAUCUCUACUGCAACCUCUUCAACCAGACCACAGCCGUAAGCCAGGCCCCACCCGACCUCCGGGCUGCCUGCUCAGAUGCUGCCUGGUACUUCUCCGCAGUUCAGGAAGAUCUUUACUGGGUUCAGGUCUGCCGCCAGUUUUACACCUCGGAGUUCAACUCCACCGUCUGCAGCAACGUCUCCCUGUUGAGCCGGCAAGACUUCAACCAGCUCUGUGCCAGGCUGCAGAGCGGGUCAAGGAAACAUGGCACCUAUGCCAGGAAUUGUGGCAGAUUGUCAACCAGAGUGAGUGUAAGCUCAGAGGAGAUCCAGGCCUGUCUGCUGGCCAAAGGUGCAGAUUAUAUCCACCGACUUUGUUUGAAUGAAACUUUCCUGACCAGUGUGGUUGGUGACAAGAGGCUGAUCAUGAAUCUUUGCAGACAGCGAAAUGGACUGAAAAUGGAAGCCAUCUCUUUAAUCAUGGGUGAUCAGAAUGGGACUGAUUUUGUCAACUACCUUUGCUCCCAGAUGAGAUUUUUGAAGAAUGUCAGUGUGGUUGAGCCCUGGAUUAUCCCAGUCUGUUCAUGGUUAACUACUAACUCUGAAGAAAUAAACAAUGUCAAUAGCGAAUGUCACUAUAUCUUUCAGAAUUCCAGUAUAGAAAAGGCUUUGAUUCAGGAGUGCAUCCUUCACCUGGGUGUUGAGUAUAUCAGGGAGCUCUGCUUCAACAGGACGUUCCUGAAGGAUCUGUCAGGAGCUGGUGCCUGGAGCAGCCUCGUCUGUGCGCACACCAUCAGGAGCUUAGAGGGCCUGCAGCUUUCAACCAGCAAGUGUUACCGAGGGUUUGAGGUUCCAAAUGCUACCAUCAGCGAUUUUCAGGAGUGCACCUUAAUGAGAGGCACAACUCUCAUCCACGAUAUCUGUGCCAACGGGACAUCUUUGAACGUUGAAUGGAACGUGCCCUGGUUGAAUCGUUUUUGCAAUCUUCUUGAUGAAUUGAGGAGAGCACUGAGUUCUUUAGCCGUUGAAAGCCUUCCAUUAAAAUGUGAUUACAAGACAUGGUCAUACAAGAUGUUGAUCAAUGGCAGCCUUCUAGCAAGUUGUAAAGCCCAGGACAGCGAAGGUUUAAAGCAAAUAAUUUGCCAGAAUGCCACUCUUUAUGACAUAAUGUCACAGCUGCACCCUUGGGUCAUAAAUUACUGUGUGGCCUCCAAAGAACCACAAGAUGAGGAGUGUUUUGUAGGCCACUGGCUCGACAAACUUCCAAUAGCCUUGAACCUCAACACAACUCAACUGUGUCAAAAUCCAACUGCUUUCCUGACUGACCUCCUCGAUCGUCUCAACCAAUGUGAUGACCAGGCCUUCAGCUGGAUUUCCAACGCCAACUAUAUUCUCCAAGUCUUCAACUACAUCCUGGACUUAUCCAGCCUCAAUCAUAGUGAGAAGGAAGUACAAGAGGUUUUGAGUGAGGCCAUUCUUCUCUCCAGCUUAAUGGACAAUGAUUCUUUCUGGGAAGCCUUCAAUCCCAAUGCUUCCAUCAGUAUUUUACAGACUGUUGACAGCUACUUAAAGGAAGAGACUGACAGAGCCCUUAAAAAUGACCUUCUCAACUGCUUCAGUCCAGUUCUCUGGACCAUGUUACAGAAUGAGGAGGAUUCACCAGCCCUGAGAGAUCUUUUUCAGGAAUAUCUGCUGAUGCCCCAGGAGAAUUUGCAGAAGAUUCUGAUGUCAGCCGAAAGUGAGAGCAUCAAGAAACUGCUCUCUCACAUGCACAGGGCCUGGCGCCAACUCCAGGUUUCUCAGAGCAAUCGACCUGCCCUGGAAACGUUCACUGCUGCCUUCCUGCAGAAGUUUCCCCGAGUGACCCCUGACCUCUUUGUGGACCUGUCACAGUUCCUUCCUUUCAUGAGUGUGUCGGAUAUUCAUGGUUUCCCGGAGUCACUCCUUCUGAACGACAGCGUGUUGGCGACUCUCAGGGAGCGCAGCUCGGAUAUGAGUGCCCGGCAGAAGAGGGCAUUUGCCAGGAGGCUGCUCAACACCAACCGCUUUGGGGCAGUCAGCUCUUGGACCCCAGGUUUCCUGAACUCCCUGCAGCCUCUACUGCCCUUCUUACCCAUCAGGCACUUCCAGCAACUGAGGCCCGAGCAGCUCCUGUCAAUGCUCGAUGGGUUUGGCAACAGCAGCUUGGACCCAGCUCACGGAAGGUACUCAAUCCGCACUCUCCUGAACUCUAGUUGGAACCUGACCGUGGGCAACAUCAGAAGACUUGGAAAGCUGAUAUGUUUCGCCAGUGAAGAGGAUCUCCAGCUGCUGCUGGCUGCCCCGUCUCUCUCAGACCACAUCACCUCGGCUCUUUUGGGAUGUGUCUCUGACCGGACAAUCGACACUGACGGACGGGUUGCCCUGCUUUUAGCAACUCACCUGUGGAGACAGAACGUGAGCACUGUGAGCCAGUGGGAUUUCCAGCAGCUCGGCAGCCUCCUGCCAGUGCUCAGGGUCAGCUUCCUGAGAACACUGCCAGCUCAUCAAAGGUCAAUCAUCAUCUCCAGCAUUGGGUCCGUGCCAUUCUCCAGAGCCCAGGUUCAUCAACUUGUGGCUGAGAUUAUCCAGAAUAUUAAUGUGACUGUGGAUAUAAUUUGCCAGUUUGCUCAUUUUCUGCCGGGCUUCAGUUCCUCGGUGCUGAGGAAUAUUUCAGCCUCGGUUGUAGCCAGUGCGUGUCCGUGUUUCACCCCAUUCCUGUCCCAGCUGACUGCCACUCAGAAAGCUGUCAUACUGGAAGCUGUGCGGACUGUGAACAGGGAUGCUGGGAGCAAGCUGGCCCAGUUUGGCUGUCUGGUUCCAUUUGUCCCAUUGAAAGACCUGGUGGUUGAUUCUGAAUCUUUCCUGAGAAACCUCAGCCUCUUUAAGAACUGGGCAUGGUCACCACAGCAGGCUCAAUUUAUUUUCAAAAAGAUUCAAGCAGCUUCAAAUAUAACUGAGCAUUCCAUUCACUCUUUGGGAAAUGUGGCCUGGGGUGCAGAUUGUGCUACUCUCCGAGAGCAAACAGCAGAUUUGGCGUUUCUGGAGCUGAUCCGUUUUCUCAGUGAGCUGCCUGGUGGAAUCAGACAAUCUCUGCGAAAAUGCAUUGUCAAGGAGCUAGAUCUCAGGCCAGGAAUAUCCCAGCGCGAUAUCCUCCUCAUGGGUCCGGAGAUGGUCAUCAAUUUACCCCUGAAAUUCUUCACCAGUUUUCCAAAUGACUCCAUACGAACCAUCCUGGAUCAUGUGACAAGACAUACCACCCGCCUGCUCACCCUGCUGCCUCAUAAACGCAGCUUUCUGGCAGAAAAGGCUCUGCAGCUUCUGGGGAUUGGGCCGAAUGAUGAAAUUUCAGGAGAGACUCUGGAUAGUCUGGGCCCCCUGGUCACCUUUAUUGAUGAAACAUUGAUCAAACAAAUCAACCCCCAGGAGCUGGUGCUACGGCUGGAUGAGGUCAAAGGUUACUGUAUCCCUGAGGAAAAUAAGAACGCGUUUGGUUGGAUGUUGACCAGGAGUGAGGUGCUGGGGGCUGCUCCUGGCUGGACUGUGCAGCAGAUGGAGUCCGUGGGGAGACUUGUCUUCAUUCUCUCACCUGAUGAUAUUCACAAACUACCAAAGGAGGUGCUGACAGCUGAAGUGAUGGAGCUGGUCCUCCUCAGUGAGGGCCGGUGGGGAGUGAGUGACAUCGGCAGGGUCUGUCAGGAGCAGCAGAGUCAGUCUGCACACACAGCCCUCCUCAGCAAGCGACUCAGCUUGGUAACCACGGCAAUCAAGAGCAUCACAAAGAAGCGAAGAGAUGGUAUCCCAAACUGCGUUGACAUCAGAGCCACUUUUCCAAUGGCCUGGAGCAGCAGUCAGCUCGCUGCUAUGGCUGACAAUGAAUUUGCCGACUGUUUGGAAAUUCUCACUCGCGAUCGGGAUCUGUCGGCAGAGCACCUGAAAAUCCUGCUCUCAAAGACCAAGCAGUUGUAUGGCUCUCUCAGAUUAAUGAAACUGUGGCAGCUCCUGCAGAUGGGCCGCGCUGUCACCCAGCUCAGUGAUCGAGAUUUUCAAAACCUGGAUCUCUCCGACUUGGCGGUUUUGGCCUUCCUGGGAGAGGUGGGCGAAUGGAGUGAAAAACAGAGAAGGGCAGGAUUUAGCAGCUUCCUCCGACGGAGCAGGCAGUCCGUGUCAGAGCUCGAUGCCACGUCCCUCACCGCACUGGGGCACUUGAUCUGUGGGAUGGCAGUCACUGAGAUCGAGAGGAUCAAUCCUGAGGAGUUCAGUAAGGCCGUCUUGUUCCUUGGGGGUUUGAAGCUGAGUUGCUCUGAAGCCCAGCUGGAGGCCCUCGCCCGUCUCACCACCCUGCCCCAGGCCUUUGGGCUGGUCAGCAACUGGGGCCCUGAAAUCUUCACCGAAAUUGGCUCCGUUGCAGCUGGACUACCUGACGUCACAUUGUCAUCGCUGGUGGAGCACCAGAUUGAAGGACUCACACCUUCAGCCAUCUCACUCAUCGUCCCGAGCAAAUUUGCAGUUGUAUUCAAUGCCGAUCAGCUGUCAUCCCUAAGCAGUGCCCAGGCAUCCGCUGUGACCAGCAAACAGUACGAGAAGCUGAGCCCAGAGCAGAGGCGAGCUGUCAGCACUGCACAGUAUGAUGGGGAGAUCCACCAGGAGCAGAGAGGCAAGAAUCAUGCAGGGCGGUCAGCCUGGCCCCAGGUGGCUACACUGUUCUUGGGUCUAUCUAUUACCUAUCACCUCGUGGAGAACUGAACCUGAACUCUCUCAGGUUGGAUUGACAUCGGUUUUAGAUCCUAGUAUUUUAUUUGUAUUUGAAAGUAAAUAAAAGUUGUGAUUAAAGAGUUCAAAA